AUGUCGAACAUCUAUCUACUCUUUCUGAUCUCUGGCUCUCCCAACCUGUCUACCAUGACUUUGCGCCACGACUCAUACUGGUUCGUUCCCAAGUGGAUAGGACAGAUAGUUCAUUUCGAAAACCCCUCCAGCUCGUGGAAGAUAAUCCAGAAGCUUCAAGAGCGUGAACAUCGCUUUAUACAGGACGAAUAUGUCUCUUCUGGUUUCUAUUCGGAAUCAACCGCUAUUUUCAUCUGCGAAGCAAUCGAGGACUCAAAGCAGGCUAUUAUGAAAGUUAGAAUUCAAAUACUCAAUGGUUUCGAUGAUAAACCACUCUACCCGAUGUGCUCCCAAACACCAGAAAAGAAAAUUUGUGGUCGAACCGACCUGGAAAUCAAGGCGCUAGAGGCAUUGACAUCUGCUGGGUGUUCAUGCACCCCGAAGUAUAUUAUCUCGAAGCAUGAGAAUCAGGUCUCUGAUAGUUGGGUGCCUGAUGGGUUCUUGGAUUAUAUUGUUAUGGAGAAAAUCGAAGGGAUCUCUCUUUCUAGGAAGUAUCUUCGUCGCUUGAGUCCUAAAGAGCAAGGAGAGAUUCGGAAGGCGUUUAAGGCAUCAUAUCAGUGA
Aspergillus affinis is the source of this 600-nucleotide messenger RNA. RefSeq lists its product as uncharacterized. Bases 1 to 600 code for a protein of 199 amino acids. The transcript is spliced from 2 exons. NCBI's taxonomy places the organism in Eukaryota, Fungi, Ascomycota, Eurotiomycetes, Eurotiales, Aspergillaceae. The record is from RefSeq and is a predicted model, not a curated record.